This is a messenger RNA of Zootermopsis nevadensis, 5613 nucleotides long. RefSeq names its product Nicastrin (gene Nct). Gene Ontology annotation, cellular component: plasma membrane. Gene Ontology annotation, biological process: Notch receptor processing; protein processing. NCBI's taxonomy places the organism in Eukaryota, Metazoa, Arthropoda, Insecta, Blattodea, Termopsidae. The record is from RefSeq and is a predicted model, not a curated record.
AUGGGAAAUUUGGUUCUCAUCAGUGAUAGGUUGCAAUCGUAAUUAUCAAAUAUGGCUUCACUGUCAGCGGUAUCGGUAUUAUUUUUUUGUGUUGUGUUUUCUAUAUCAUUUAAAGCAUCUGCAGAAAGGAUUAAAGACAAAAUGUAUGAACCCAUAAAAGGUGCUGCUGCAUGCUUCAGAAGGUUAAAUGGAACGCAUCAGUUUGGUUGUACAUCACAUCGGUCCGGAAAUGUUGGAGUCAUUCACUUUAUUGAAAAUCAGACAGAUUUGGAUUGGUUGCUGCAUAGUGCCACAGCUGAGCCAUAUAUGGCUAUAAUUCAACCAAAGAUGUUCACAAGAGAAGUGAUGCUAACACUGAAAGCAUCAGAGAAGGUGAAUGGUAUAGUGCUGAUUAACAAUCAUUCAGCAGAACGUCCAGGGAACUUCUCCCAUGAUGAUACAUGUCCAAAUCGCUACUCAGGUCUUUCACUUGUUGAAGAGACCUGCAAUGAUACGAAACCCUGGAAUCCAGCUGGUACUGGUCUCAUGUUGAUUGAUUGGGGUUUUCCAAUAUUCCAUAUUGAAGAUGAAGAUAAUAUUUCAAAGUUGUAUGAGUGCUAUCAGAAACACAAUGCACACGACAAGGAUGAACAAAUGAGCCGAUCACUUUGUGCUUUAGAGAUGAAUUCAUUCAUGAUUGCUGCUGUCGAUUCAGAAACUUGCAUCCGGCGUAGCUCAACGACAACAAUACUCAACCACAUUCGUUACUGUGAUCCACUAGGCGGCAAUAAUAUCUGGUCCACGUUAUAUCCACGGCUUAAAGCAGAGGAGACAAAUAAAACAGUGAUAGUGGUUGCAGCACGUUUGGAUGGAACAUCUAUGUUUGAUGGCUUGGUUCCUGGAGCCAUGAGUCCUGUUUCAGGAAUUGUAACUCUUCUUAUGACAGCAAAAAUCUUGGCUUCUAUUGCACAGAAUUCAUCAGAUAUACAGAGUCAGCAAGACAAUAAUGUACUCUUCUUGCUGUUAAAUGGAGAAUCAUACGAUUACAUUGGUUCAAGUCGGGUUGUGUGGGACAUGCAAAAUAGAAUGUUCCCCAUGAAGCCAAGCUCUUCAGCAACAGAGCAGCCUCCACCAUUGUCUCUUUAUAACAUUGGCUUAUUUAUUGAAAUUGGACAAAUUUCCACUCUUGGGAGAGUCCCAGGCAAUGAUACGACCAUUUUGAAUUUUCACCAACAUCAACCCGUGUCAAACAGUGUCCUUAAUCGGAAUCAGAUGGACAGUUUUAUAUUAUAUAUGAACCAAUAUGGUCCUGAAGUAGGGCUUGGGUUUAAGCUAAUGAAGGAGAACCUUCCACCAGCAUCGCUGCAGACUUUCUUGGCUGCCAACAGUGAUAUACCUGGUGUCGUACUGACUGACCAUGGAUCUCAGUACUUAAACAAGUAUUAUCACAGCAUAAUGGAUGAUGGCCAAGAGCUGAAUUACAUAUACCAGAAUGUCACCAGAGAUUCUGUUCAAAAACUGGUAGCCAAUUUGGCCCACACCUUAGCCCAUACACUUUAUUGCCUCAUCAACAGUACUGGGCCAUGUGAUGAACCAAAAGUGCCAGAAACAGAUACAGAUUCACAAUUGGUGGACGAGCUGUUUCAUUGCUAUCUGGAUACCAUGGACUGCCCUGUCUUUCGUGCUGCUGCAAACAAAGCAAACCUGAACAGCAAGCCUGCAUCUUUCUAUGUGGGAGUGAAUGGAUAUAACAGCCCAAUUGCCAAACUGACUGGACUGACUCUGGCUCUUCUGGUCAAUCAAACUGUUAAUCGUACUGAGGAAGAAUGCCACAGUGAUGACUCACAUAGGGUCUUUAAGUAUAUUUGGAUGAGCAGCAAUUUGGAUGGUACAAACUCCAGUGGUGUCUGUAUAAAAACUACAAUGAACUUCUCUACAGCCGUCAGUCCAGCUUUCUAUGAUAUACCAGGCUAUGAUUGGACAUCUGGAAAGUAUUCGACUUGGACCGAGUCUAUAUGGCGGGAGUUCACCAUCAGGAUGUUCCUUAAACCAUCAAGGAGUCAUGAGAAUCUGACUUUCUCAUUGGGAGUAGUUGUACUGUCAUUGUCAUUCUUGAUUGUUUACUUCGCAAAUUCACGGUCACACAUCCUGUUUGGAAACACGUUGGUGACAAGUAGUUGCUAGGGACGCGACGCAAAUCAAAUAUCCUUAACCACAUUCCACAGUGGAGAUGAGUCCUGUGCCACUCAACUGUGAGCCCUGCUCCACCAAUCAUGUAAUAGUGGCAAAAAUGGAAAAAGAAGAGGAUACUUGAUUUGCGACCUCGGAAGCAAGCGACAACGAUGAUAAGCCUGAUUGAACGGUGUUCACUUGAUCUUAAGCCAUCCACUGUAAUGAAUAGUGAAGUCAAAAAUGGUUCAUUUUGCAAGGUUAAUUUUUCCCACAUAUUUUCACUCUAGAAUUUUAAGAACAGCAACAUAAAAUCAGUGCAUCCUAAGUACAGACUUUGAUAAUGUGUUACAGCAUAGAACAAAACAAUAAAAAAUCAUGCCAGAAGCAUACAUAUAAGAGGUCAGUACAAGAAUACAGUAAACCAAGCUUUCAAAUUUGAUUGCUUUGCAGGUGAUACUAGGAGUUGGUGUAUCAUAUGGAUGUUAAUUCCAGGUUUGAUGGUGACAGCUAACUUGAGGAUCUACUCUUUAUCUUGCCCAACCUCAGUAUUAUAUUGUGUCAUUUGAUCCUUCACAGGACAGUAUUUUUUUUUAAUUUUUUCUUCUUCUUACUGUGAAAUUUUUAAUUUUUGCAUCAUAUUGCCUUACAAAUUUUGAUUGCAAACAUACGUUAAUAUUUAUAAAGUGUUUGCAGUCAUGUCUUUUUCUUAAGGAAUGAGCAUAUUUUUUCAAAUUUAUAUGCCUCCUUAUUAGAUACAUAUUUUAUGUGCCUGCUAACCACCAAUAUUCACUGCACUCACUGGCACAAGGAAUUUUGUUUGUUCAGUAGAUUUUAGCUUCUUAUAUCAAAGGUCUUGUGGUUCAAGACCACUUGCAGAUGACAUUUCUUCCUCAUCCUGAGAAAACAUAAUGGGCCAUACCUGGUCCCAUUGUGAUUUUAAAUAAACUUGAAACUGUGUGUUCCUACUUCUGGCUGUUUUAAUUCUAGUCAUAUCAUCAGGAGCGCACAGUUCCAUCCUAGAAGUGCUGCCAGACUGAUAUGGCCAGUAAAGUAAAAACAACCAUGGCUUCAACUAAAGAUAUUAGAGGUAGGAGAAGGAACAUCACUAAUACUUAAAUUCAUUUGUCACAGUUUUGUUUUUGUGUGACUCAUUUAUGUUUGUGGCAGCUACAAAUUACAUAUACAUUAAAAACAUUCUAGUGUCUUGUUCAAAAAGAUGCCAAGAUAAUUUUUUUGGAAAUAUAGAACGCUUCUUGACACAUUUAAAAAUGAGCCAGCAACAUGCGUGUUUGUAUUCAUAUGGGUAUGGAGUGUUAAGAUAGAAAUUAAUUGAUUUGACAAAACAGACUCAUUUUACCCUUCUUGCAAAACUGGGAAACUUGACACACUGAGUUGUUUACUAGAAGAAUUUUGGUGAAUAUUGUAUGUUCAUUUAUUCGUUUGUUUAUUUAUGUGUCAGAAUCUUAUUCUACAGAAAUUAACAUUGUUUAAUCUGUGAAACAAAAGGUAAUAGCUGUGAGGCAGUAAAUGUAUGUUCAGUUUCAUAAUCACAGAAACAAAGUUUGUUCAAAUUUUAAUAAGUCAUGUUUCCUGAAAAACAAAAAUAAUUUUGUACAACCAAAAUGGAAAUCAUUGUUGCAUAAGACAUGAUUUUCAUGUUGUAGAAAGUAGGGUAAGCAUUUAAUUAAUGAAUAAUCUACCUUAAAAUAAGUAUGGAUAGUUUUGAAAGCAUAUUACUGUGGUCCUAUAUUCAGUUUUUCAAACUAUUUUAUAUUAUCAGGCAGGCACUACUUAAACUUCACAUGUUGAAGAAAGUUAUAUUGUUUAAUUGUUCCUUUACAGUUGUAGUAUUUUAUGGUAAGUGUAAUUAAAGUAUUUGAAUAAUCUAGCUGACCAUUUGAACAUGUCUGUUAAGGUCUAAGCUCAUAGUCAUGAUUUAGAUGGCAUACAGCAUCAGUGUGUGUGCAUAUUUUCAUUUUGGACAUCACCGGUCAUCAUCCUAACUCCUACAAAUUGAGGAUACUAACAGUCUCUCCCCCUCCUAAUAAUGAAACAUUUUCAGCCAGUGAAUUCUGUGUCGCAUAUUUCCAAAGUAACCUCUGGAAAAGUGCUGUACAUUUUUUAUGUUCACUUUAGGCUUGUCUAAUACCUGCAAUAAUUUUGUCUGAAAGAAAUCUGUGAUUUACAGAUCAAGAGAAUUUGUUUUUUGCUUUGAACACAAACUUGUUAGAAUUAAAAGGCAGGGAUCAGAUUGAUAGCAGAUAAGGAAGCAAAUAUACUGUCCAUGCUGUAAGCAUUAUUUCCCAGUGGCAGUACUUUACAGUUUGCUGUCUCAUUUCCUGUGUUAAUAAUGUAUUUGGUUUACACAGUGUAUACAUUUUCUACCUGCAAGCUAGUGACAUAGGCAAAAUGCACUGAUUUUUACCAACUUCAGUAGAAUAUAAUAUCACAUUAUUUAAGAAAAAUGUUUAAAUAUAUUUAGACAAUUGCUGUCUACAUCAUCAGUGGAAAAAUUAAAACCAAAGUGGCUAUGAACCUAGAACUUGGACACAGAUGGAUCUGGUUGAGUUCCAAGAACAUGGCAGAACUAUCCUAAACAUAUGUUGUUUAAGUCCCAUAGUAGACUACUGUAAGGAGAAAGGCCAGACAUAUUUAAAUAACAAAAUUGGGCCCCCCACUUCCCUUUCAUUCUGUCAGAACUGUGUAUAAUUAAAGAAAUUUGAGAUUCUCACAGCAGUGAGCAUGUUGGUUUUCUGGGUAGUGAUGAAGGCAGCAUAUUCUUCCAAAAUGUUGGUCUCUACCUGUAAAGUCUGUGUGGAAUUACUACCCAGAAGACUAACUUUGACAAUAAUUAAAUUUGUGUUUAUUCAGUACAUGACUUGAUAUUGUGAGGUAAUUUCAAAUGUAAUUAAUAAUAAUAUUUUAUGUUUAGCAGUUGGUGACAUUCAUGCUUAGGAAAUGUUAUUCUGGACAAAAACAUUUUACUAAUUCAGAUUUGAAUAAUUUACUUGAAUGAAGUCCAGAAUAUUUUUAAUUACACAUGCCUAAUAAAUAAGGAGAUUGGUUACUAUAUGGUUAAUUGUUAUAAGUUAUUUGAAUCAAGCUUUUACAUAUUGUGAUGAUUUUUAUAGUGUACACAUGUGAUGAAUACAGAAUUCUUGUUGCACAUAGUUGUAAAUUUUGAGCAGUGAAUGAAUCAAGUAUGAUAGUGAAGUAGUAUUAAUAUUAACUCUGAAAGAUAACAAUAUAUGGCUUAAUGGUAUUCCCUCUCCAGGCGUUACCUGUCCAUAUUGGUUCUAGACUGGGGAAUCAGCUGCCCUGAGCAUUUCAAGAUAUUCCUCAUUCCAGAAUUCUAUGUACAGAAAAAUCCCUUUCUCUAAUUUUUAUGUACUUGCCCUGUUAAGUAACCAAUAAAUUGUUCAUAUUGUAGUUGAUAAGAUAUAGUAAAAGAUUUUUAAUGUA